AUGUCUAUCGACAUAGGCUCAAUAAAACACUUUAAACCGCUAUUAAACACAAGUAAUCUUCCUCGCGAAGAACCUUAUCGAUACGAUGGUUUUAAAACCGAAUCAAAGAUCCUUCCAAAAGGGCACAAGAAACGAGAAGAUGCACGUGCCUUUCCAGAGGCGGUCCAGUGGGAUCGUGAUCAACCUGUCAAGCUUCAUGAUGGAAUAACAAUCUAUUGUGACAUCUUUCGUCCAGCUGACUUAGUCGACGAAAAGCUACCGGCAAUCUUGAACUGGUCACCUUAUGGAAAAAAUGGAAGUGGUGCGCUAAAUCUACAUGUCAUACCCUUUCAAGCAUGUCGUCCUCAGUCAACUAGAUCAGAUUAUGAAAGUUUCGAAGGUCUUGAUCCGGCUGAAUGGUGUAAACGUGGAUACGCUAUUAUCAAUGCCGAUCCUCGAGGAUGCUACGACUCAGAGGGUGAUAUCAGAAAUAUGGGAACACAUGAAGGUCAAGAUGGAGCUGAUCUUGUUGAAUGGAUUGGAUCUCAACAGUGGUGCAAUGGAUAUGUUGGAUUGGCUGGCAACUCCUGGCUCGCAAUAGCUCAAUGGUGGAUAGCUGCCGAGCAGCCAAAACAUCUCGCUGCCAUUGCACCUUGGGAAGGAGCUUCUGAUCUUUAUAGAGAAGUGAUCUGUUUGGGUGGAGUUCCACACAUUGAUUUUCACGAGAUAUUAAACUCAAUAUUCAUUUCCAAUGGCACAGUAGAAGAUCAAAGUGCAAUGAUCAGAGAACAUCCCUUAUACAAUGAGUACUGGGAAGACAAGCGUGCUCAAUUCGACAAAAUUCUAGUGCCGAUGUACAUAACGGCAUCAUAUUCGACUGGUCUACAUACUAUGGGUUCUAUUCGGGCGUUCACAGAGGCCAAAUCAUCGAAGAAAUGGCUAAGAAUUCAUCCUACUCAGGAAUGGUAUGACUUGUACGCACCCGAAAACAUCGAUGAUCUUGAUAAAUUCUUCAGUAAGUAUCUGAAAAAGACAAAUAACGAUUGGGAAUUGACUGCCAAAGUGCGACUCUCUAUUCUGAAAUUCAAUGGAGAACCCGUAUUUAAUCAGAAAGAAGAGAACUAUCCAAUUCCCAAUACUGAAUACAAGAGAUUCUACCUAGACAACGAUACAUCAACUAUGAUUCCCAGUUCACAUACAAAAUACAGCGCAUUGACUUACAAUGCUGAAAGUAUCGAUAUAAAAGAUGAAUUAAUGUGGAAACUUGUUUUCGACGGAAAAACACGACUCGUAGGCUUCUCGAAGGCAGUUCUCUACGUCUCCACAAAGUCCCAUAAUGAACUCGAUAUUUACGUCCAACUUCGCAAGUUUGAUGCAUCAGGUAAAAUCAUCGAUCACAUCAACUUUCCCAAAGAAGCACUUCGUGCUUGCGGAAUGAAAGACGAGAGUGAAAUUCUCAAUACGAAUAUUUUCAAAUAUCGUGGACCGAAAGGUGCAUUGAGAGUUUCUCAUCACAUCACCAAAAUAGAAGAUGGCGGCGAUGAUAUCUCGCCGAAAUAUAAACAUGAUCGGUCCAAGCCACUAAUUCCAGGUGAGAUUAUCAUGGUUGAAAUACCAUUUUGGCCAAUUGGAAUUGAUUUUGAAGCUGGAGAAGGUGUUGCUUUAGUUCUUGCCGGACAUGAGUUGCCAUAUCCUGAGUUCCCUCAAAUGAAACCAAGUACUCAGAACAAAGGUUUUGCUACUAUUCAUGCCGGUGAUCAUUAUCCUAUUCUAAAAGCUGCAGCGGAAGUAGUACCAACAAAAACAAAUAAGACUUCUGAUAAAUUGAUCAAAUCUCGAAAAGAAAAUGGUCGUUAUACAAAUUCCUUCAAUCCAAAAUUUAAAUUUCCCAGUCCGGCACUUGCUAUCAAGUGGAAAAUGAGUACAGGAGUCAAUACACAGCUAGCAUAUUCAAAAAAAGAACUUGAUAAAUUUUUACCGAUCAUUCGACAUAACAAUUCUGAAGAACUAUUUCGAACAACAUCAGGUAUACGAUUUAUCUGGAUUGGACAUGCAACAUGUUAUAUUCAAAUGAAUAAUUUUCGAUUUCUUCUUGAUCCGAUUUUCAGUAAACGAUGUGGUAUAACUUCAUUGAUCGGACCAAAACGGUUUCGUCCGCCAGCAUUAACAGUCAAUGAUCUACCUGAAAAUCUCGAUGCAAUACUGAUUUCACAUAAUCAUUUUGAUCAUCUAGAUUUUCGUAGUGUACUCGAUUUAAAUAAACGUUAUGGUGCACGGUUAACAUGGUUUUGUGGUCUUGGUUUACGAAAAUGGUUUCUUAAAAUGGGCAUACGAAAUGUGAUUGAAUUGGAUUGGUGGCAAAAAUAUCAUUUUGCAAAAAAAGAAAUAAACAUUGCCUUCUGUCCAGCUCAACAUUGGAGUCGUCGUACUGCAUUUGAUAUGAAUAGAUCCUUAUGGGGUGGUUAUGCUAUUUGGAAUACUCAACAUAAAUUUUAUUAUGCUGGUGAUACAGGUUAUACUCAUAAUAUCUCAAUUUUUCAACAAAUUGGCAAACAAUAUGGUCCCUUCGAUUUAAGUGCUAUACCAAUCGGUGCUUAUGAACCACGAUGGAUGAUGGAAGCCCAACAUGUAUCACCGGAUGAAGCUGUUCGAAUACAUAUAGAUGUUAAAUCAAAACAAUCGAUUGGCGUGCAUUGGGGUACAUUCGCUUUAGCGAAUGAAUAUUUUAUGGAACCACCGUUCAAACUUUCUCAAGCCGUUAAAAACAAUCUACUUAAUUCUUCAUCAUUUAUUGUACUGAAACAUGGUGAAGUGUUUGCUAUAUCUUAA
Adineta steineri is the source of this 2808-nucleotide messenger RNA. NCBI's taxonomy places the organism in Eukaryota, Metazoa, Rotifera, Eurotatoria, Adinetida, Adinetidae. The record is from the annotation of a GenBank genome assembly.